GCCACCCCAUAAACUGGGGUGGCCGAAACGAUCGUUUCGGAUGGUGGGCAUGACAAUUUAAAUCUUCGAAAAGCUUUUAACUUGAAUCGGAAGAGAUGAAGCUGACUCUUAUGGAUAAUGGCCGAAGUCACUCUCCCCUCAAAGAUCCAGCUAUCACCAAUUCCCACUGAAACCGUGAGCUCUCGCAACUCGUUUCUAAACUCCUUGUUUCCAGCCGUCGUGCUGCUUUUCCUCCUUUCAGCCGCUGUCAUCGACGAUGAAUUCGACGGCGCUUCUGCAGCUUAAGCCUCCUGGAUACGGUGGAGCCGCUCUGCCCAGUCCCUCUGCCUCCCGGGCUAAAAAAUCUUUCCCUUUCCCUGAUUCCCGGCUAAUUUCUCGGAAGAAUGGGCCUAGGGUUCUCAGCUUGGUUCGGUUUACAAACUCGCAUUUGGGCCGAAAUCUUUUGUUGUGAUAUCUGAUCCUAGUGUUGCAAGACAUAUUCUUAGAGAAAAUACAUUUUCCUAUGACAAGGGGGUACUUGCUGAUAUCCUUGAACCAAUAAUGGGAAAGGGACUUAUUCCUGCUGGUCUUGAUACUUGGAAGCAGCGAAGGAAAGUAAUUGCACCGGGGUUCCAUUCUGCAUUUCUGGAAGCCAUGAUUAGAGUUUUUACUGACUGUUCAGAGAGGACAGUGGCUAAGUUUGAGAAGUUCAUUGAAGGAGGAAAUGCUCAAGGAAAAACAAUUGAGUUAGACCUUGAAGCUGAGUUUUCAAGUCUGUCACUUGACGUAAUUGGUUUGGCUGUAUUCAACUAUGAUUUUGGUUCCGUGACUGAAGAAUCUCCAGUAAUUAAGGCAGUCUAUGGAACUCUAUUUGAGGCUGAGCAUCGGUCAACAUUUUACAUCCCUUACUGGAAUCUUCCUUUUGCUAGAUGGAUCUUUCCAAGGCAGCGUAAAUUCCAUAGUGACCUAAUGGUCAUAAAUAAGUGCCUUGAUGGGCUUAUUAAAAAUGCAAAAGAGACUAGGGAGGAAGCUGAUGUAGAAAAACUUCAGCAAAGAGACUACUCGUCUCUAAAGGAUGCAAGCUUAUUGAGGUUUCUUGUUGAUAUGCGUGGAGCUGAUGUUGAUGAUCGUCAGCUUAGGGAUGACCUUAUGACCAUGCUUAUUGCCGGACACGAAACUACUGCUGCUGUUCUUACCUGGGCUAUUUUUCUUCUUGCUCAGAACCCAUCCAAAAUGAGAAAGGCGCAGGAAGAGGUUGAUUCUGUGCUCGGUGGAAAGAAGCCUACUCUUGAAUGCCUUAAAAAUUUGGAGUACAUUCGGCUCAUCAUUGCCGAAGCUCUUCGCUUGUACCCUCAACCGCCACUUCUAAUAAGGCGUUCUCUCCAAGCUGAUAAACUCCCUGGAGGAUACAAGGGUCAUGAGGAAGGAUAUGAAAUUCCUGCUGGGACUGAUAUCUUUAUUUCUGUAUACAAUCUUCAUAGGUCACCAUAUUUCUGGGAUCAGCCAAAUGAAUUUGAACCCGAAAGAUUUUUGAUUCCCAAGACAAGUGAUGGCAUCAAGGGAUGGAAGGGGUUUGAUCCAACCCGAAGUCCUGGAGCUUUAUACCCAAAUGAGGUAAUGGCAGAUUUCUCCUUCCUGCCAUUUGGUGGGGGACAACGCAAAUGUGUUGGCGAUCAAUUUGCGCUGCUUGAAUCAACUGUGGUGCUAGCUCUGUUCUUGCGGAAGUUUGAUAUUGAGCUCAAGGGAUCUCCAGAUGACGUAAAACUGGUAACUGGAGCUACUAUCCAUACUAAGAAUGGUUUGUGGUGCAAAAUUAGGGGAAGAACCGAAGCACUUUAUUAGUUAGAAGGGCUUUGUUUUGAUCUUAACUGUUGCAUUAAAACGCUCUUCAAUUGAUCUAAGAAUAUAAUUAAGUUUUUUUUUUUUUUUUUUCUUUCUAUUUUGCUGGUUUUUGGAGUUCAAUCACUAAUAUUUUAGCCUAGGGGUUUCUGAUGGGGGAACUUUGAGCUAAGGGCAUUUGGGAUUACUUCUAUUGGGCUCGCUGACUCAAUAUAUGAAUGCUCGCAUUAUGAUGAUGAAGUUGAAAUAGAAGAUUUAUGCCAGCAUCAAUGAAAUCAACGAACAAGAGGAAGAAGAUGAUGAGAAUGAUAACACAGAGCCUUUUCCUAUUUUAAUUGUACUAAGACAAUCUUUUUAUAUUCAUAGUCACUAUUUAUGUUUUCAAAUAUCUUGAUUUUUAAUUGUCUAUUUGAUGUGAUGAAAUGAUGUACUGUAAUAAAAUGAUUUGUUGCAAUGGAUUGAACGAUUGAAUUUAUAGAAA
This is a messenger RNA of Dendrobium catenatum, 2299 nucleotides long. RefSeq names its product cytochrome P450 97B2, chloroplastic. Lineage: Eukaryota; Viridiplantae; Streptophyta; Magnoliopsida; Asparagales; Orchidaceae. The record is from RefSeq and is a predicted model, not a curated record. The coding region runs from base 541 to 1821 and encodes 426 amino acids. Gene Ontology annotation, molecular function: monooxygenase activity; oxidoreductase activity, acting on paired donors, with incorporation or reduction of molecular oxygen; heme binding. Gene Ontology annotation, cellular component: chloroplast. The transcript has 13 exons.